Molecule: messenger RNA, 3300 nt
Organism: Penicillium verhagenii
Lineage: Eukaryota; Fungi; Ascomycota; Eurotiomycetes; Eurotiales; Aspergillaceae
Product: SacI domain and endonuclease/exonuclease/phosphatase family protein
Exons: 8
Coding region: 1-3300 (1099 amino acids)
Biological process (GO): phosphatidylinositol dephosphorylation
Cellular component (GO): membrane; cytoplasm
Molecular function (GO): phosphatidylinositol-3,5-bisphosphate 5-phosphatase activity; phosphatidylinositol-4,5-bisphosphate 5-phosphatase activity
Source: RefSeq, a predicted model, not a curated record
AUGUUUAAUCUGCGGGUUCUCUGCCGAGAUCAGCCUCAGCGGACAAUCGCACUGGUGACGUCUGAUCAUGUCUUGAUCUUCCAUUAUAGUGCGACGGAUGCCAGAUCCGUGUCGACUCCACGAUGCCAGGUGGAAUUUUUGGACGUCGCAUCCGCAGAUCUCGGGGCCUAUCGGCCUUUGGGUGCUGGCCAUGGUACUCUGGGCUUGGUGACGCUAAACGAAGACCUGUUUGUCUGUGUGGUUACCACGUCAUCUCAAGCUGCUACUGUAAGACCUGGGGAAGUCGUGUCUAGGAUUGAUUCUGUAGAUUUCUACUGCCUCAACCGUUCGGAGUAUGAAUAUGGUCUUGACUAUGAAUCCGGGACCCAAUUUGCCGCUGAGGAACGGACCGGCCAAGAUGGCCGGGAUGUAGUGACAGAUCACCCUUUUCUGGCCCUCAAAAAGCUUCUCGGGGAUGGCAGUUUUUACUACAGUCUCGACUUCAACCUCACGGAUCGUUUGCAAGAUCGCUCGGAUAAAUCGGCAGCAUUUGAUAUUGAUUCUCUGGAUGAAGAUAUGCUUUGGAAUUCAUACAUGAUCAAUCCACUUCUCCUGUUUCGGAGUCACUUGCCACCUGCAGAUAAGGCCAAGUUGGAUUCCUCUCAAUUGUUGACAUGUGUCAUCCGGGGAUACGCCGGUACUCUGAAGAUUCCUGCCACGGUCUCGAUUUUGCCCAAGGUGCGGACAAAUUUUCCAUCCCUUCUAACCAUUGUUUCACGACAGUCCUCCCGGCGUGCAGGCACGAGAUUUAACUCGCGAGGGAUUGAUGAUGAUGGCAACGUGGCCAACUUUGUCGAGACGGAGUUGAUACUCUGGGUCUCGCCAGGCAUUACCUUCUCGUAUGUCCAGCUUCGAGGCUCGGUGCCAAUAUUCUGGGAGCAAACACCGGGUUUGAUUCCGGGACAGCAGAAAAUCGAGAUAACACGUUCAAGUGAGGCAACACAACAUGCCUUCAAUCAGCAUUUUGAAACCCUUGAACUAGAGUAUGGAGCCACUCAUGUGGUGAAUCUUUUAAGCGAACUCAGAUCUGGAGAAGCGGAGCUGUCAAAGAAGUAUCGCCAACACGUUGACCGUAGUUCCCUGAGAAAAAAGGAAGACCCUGGACACCAUAGCCUUCUACGGCUGACUGAAUACGACUUUUUGGCUGAAACCCGUGGUCCAGCUGGUUAUGAAGCGAGCAAUGAAAUCAAGUAUGAGUUGGCUGGUUCUCUGGAUGGCUUUGCCUAUUUUCUGUCCGAAGAUUCCACGCGCCCUCCUACAUCACUUUCCGAAAGAGAUGACGUUUCCAGCGCCUCCUCGGUCAUUUUACAGCAGGAGGGGGUUUUCCGAACCAAUUGCCUGGACUGUCUGGAUCGCACGAACUUAGUCCAGACAAUUAUCAGCUCAAUGGCAUUAGAAUCAUUUCUAGGACACCAGGAUGGAAGAUUUGGCUCAGAUAUGCAAAUGCGUCACUCGACCCUCUGGGCUGACAAUGGCGAUGCACUCUCUAAAAUUUAUGCUGGUACCGGGGCCCUGAAGUCGUCCUUCACUCGCCAUGGCAAAAUGUCGCUUGCUGGCGCCCUGGCUGAUGCCCGAAAAAGUGCCACUCGGCUUUAUGUCAAUAACUUUACUGACAAGGCUAGACAGAGGACAAUUGACCUUCUACUGGGUCGAUUAGCCAAUCAAAAGCCAGUUCAUCUCUUUGAUCCUAUGAACGAUUUGGUUACUGAAGAACUCAAUCGUCGUGCUUCUGAAUACUCUUCCAAGAAACACGUCCGUCUUUGGGUGGGCACAUUUAACGUGAACGGUCGUGACGAAGGCCCAGGAACCGAUCUUACGCCUUGGCUUUUCCCUGAAGCAGAUCAAUCGAAUGAAGAUCCGAUUUUCUUUGCCGUUGCAUUUCAAGAGAUUGUUGCCCUCAGUCCUCAGCAGAUCAUGUCAACUGAUCCGAGCACCCGCAAGGUUUGGCAAAGAGCCGUUCAGGAUUGUUUAAACAGACACACAAAGGCAAAGGGCACUGGUAAAUAUGUGCUGUUAAGAACUGGUCAACUUGUGGGCGCCGCGUUGAUGAUCUUUGUCAAAUCGGAUUCUCUAAAAGACAUCAAGAAUGUCGAAGGUGCUGUUAAAAAAGCAAGUCCUCGCGCCCCUUGCCCUGACGGGACUUUCGGGGAUUGCCGUAUAUGUUUGGUGACGGCCCAUUUGGCUGCCGGUUUUGCGAACUACGACGAGCGAAACCGAGACUACGAAACAAUUGACCGAGGCUUAAGAUUCCAAAAAAGCCGAACGAUUGCAGACCAUGAUACGGUAAUCUGGCUUGGGGAUUUCAAUUACCGUAUUGGGCUAGGAAAUCAGAUCGUGAGGGAUCUUCUGGCGCAGCGUGAUUACCAGAGACUUUAUGAAAACGAUCAGUUAAAUCUCCAAAUGACUGCCGGGAGAGCCUUUCAAUUCUAUUCGGAGGGGCCCAUUGGAUUUGCCCCGACGUACAAAUAUGAUAUUGGGACUGAGAACUAUGACACCUCCGACAAGGCCCGUAUCCCUGCAUGGUGUGAUCGAGUGCUGUGGAGAGGAUCUAAUCUGCGUCAGACCCAGUAUCAAGUGGCUAAUCUCCUUGUGUCGGAUCAUCGCCCCGUGUGGGCCACCUUUGAUGGAGUAAUCGACGUAGUUGAUCAUGGACUCAAAGAUGACUUGCGGCGUAUGCUUUAUGAAGAAAAACAGCGAGAUGCUCUCUCUGAUUCUAUUCAUCUUCUGGAUUUGGAUGAGGAUGAUAGUCCCCCGCAGGGACCUAUUGCACCUGGCUUACCACCUGCGAGUUCUGAUCGAAGCAGGUGGUGGUUGGACAACGGUGCACCGGGAAAGGCCACAAUCCAACCGCCCGGGGAGGGACUUGUUGCAAACUUCCAACGCAGAUCCAAUCCCUUCUCCAUAGACUCCGAACCUGACUGGGUGCCAACCUCGGGAUUGACAAGAAAGAGUACCAUCGACAGGAAGCCUGCACCUGCACCGCCUCCACGACGUGGGAGAACCUUGAACGAACAGAGUUCCACCACGCCCAUAGAUGCGGAUAAAGUGCGCCCGGUUGUCCCUCGAAAGCCUAUCUCACUCGCCUCUCAGUCAUCAUUACACACCCCGAGGUCUGACGAACAAUCCCACGCCAUCUCGUCCCCGGUUAAUUCCGAUCAAAGUCGGUUAUUCCCUGCGAAGACAGGCGGCAUAAGUUCUCCCGAUCUUCUUGGUGACCCUACGGAUGAAAAGAUUGAGUGGAAACCACUCCUUCCUCAGUGA